AUGUCUCCAGACAGAGCGAAGUUGCCAGUGUCGCUGCCGAUUGGACUAAAAGAAACGACUUUAUUUGGCCGACUACUUGCACAAGUACUGUUUGAAUACGCUUAUAUACAAGGCAUUCAGAUAAUCGUCUGGCGAAGUGGUGUCAAAUGGUGUUACAUAAGCCGCAUCCAUGGAUUUGAACCAGAGCUCAUAUUUCGACAAUGA
This is a messenger RNA of Plasmopara halstedii, 204 nucleotides long. RefSeq lists its product as uncharacterized. The record is from RefSeq and is a predicted model, not a curated record. Lineage: Eukaryota; Oomycota; Peronosporomycetes; Peronosporales; Peronosporaceae. The transcript has 2 exons. Bases 1 to 204 code for a protein of 67 amino acids.